Ixodes scapularis (black-legged tick) is the source of this 1659-nucleotide messenger RNA. RefSeq names its product NKAP family protein CG6066. NCBI's taxonomy places the organism in Eukaryota, Metazoa, Arthropoda, Arachnida, Ixodida, Ixodidae. The record is from RefSeq and is a predicted model, not a curated record. Bases 135 to 1061 code for a protein of 308 amino acids. Gene Ontology annotation, cellular component: nucleus. Gene Ontology annotation, molecular function: chromatin binding. Gene Ontology annotation, biological process: regulation of gene expression. The transcript has 8 exons.
GACACAUACAUAAACUUCACCAAUGGCGGUCGCUGGAGCGAGCAGGGCGAGCAGAAGCGACUGAGGCAAAAAUGUUUCAAGCUCUCGGAUAACAGCCCUUUUCCCGGGUGUUCUUCCAGGCAAGAUCACUAACGAUGAGUGGAAGUGUUGGCUACCACCCACAGGGAUCUACUUCCAGCUUCGACAGCUUCAAAAGGAAGCAGUUCAGGUCGCAUGACGGCGAGCAUUCGAAACAUGGACAAGAAGGCCCAUCGCACAACUUUAGGCGUCCACUGCCGGAUUUUACCGACACCUUCAUGGCGAAGCGUCGGCAAGAACGCGAAAAAAUUGGAGCCCAAGGUGUGCGCAGCCUUUGGGGGGAAUCGCCGGAAAGGCCCUUGAACUCCGAUGAAGAGCAGGCCAACAAGAAGAAGCGAGAGGAAUCUUCAGACAACGAAAAAAAGAAGUCCAAGAAGCACAAGCACAAGCGCAGUCGUGACUCGAGCAGCCACAAGAGCAAGAAGCACAAGAAAGAGAAGAAGAAGAAGAAGCGGAAGGAGUCCAAGAAGAAGUCCAAGAAGCACCGCAAGAAGGAGACCAGCUCCUCCAGUGCGUCCAGUUCCCCGGAGUCGGAUGCCAAGCGCAGGGCCGACGGCAGCGACUUCGAGAUGUGGGUGGACAAGCGCAGGGCUGAAGACGACGAAGACGAAGAAGAGGUGAUUGGUCCCCUUCCCAAGCAGCAUGUCCAACUCUCGGCCAAGGACUACGGCAAGGCACUGUUGCCGGGCGAGGGUGCUGCCAUGGCAGCCUACAUCGCCGAGGGAAAGAGGAUCCCCAGGAGAGGGGAGAUCGGUCUCACGAGCAACGAAAUCGAGUGCUUCGAACAAGUGGGAUACGUCAUGUCAGGGAGCAGGCAUCGUCGUAUGGAGGCCGUACGUCUGCGAAAAGAGAACCAGAUUUACAGCGCAGACGAGAAGAGAGCCCUCGCCAUGUUCAACAGGGAGGAGCGGCAAAAGAGGGAGACCAAGAUCCUCUCGCAGUUCAAAGAGGUCAUCAAGGCCAAGUUGCAUGGAGACCAGUGAAAACAAAUCUUCAGAGGACGGAAACAGACUGAACAUUGUUAUCGUGGCACGGUGUUCCCCUUCCUUGAACUUCCCAACAUCGGAACAUUCACACCGACUCUCCCAAGGCUUGUACUACAUCAGCUGUUGGCUAGAUCCUUAGAAACCCUGCAAGCAGCUACAGUCAUUCGUUGACAUUUCCUUCUGCCUUUCUCAAAGACGGUGAUGGAUGGUGUCUUGUCACCUGGAAAACAUGUCCGAUCGCGUUCGUCAUCUUUGUGUGUCGUGGUCUGUCCACAGCAGUCGGGUAGGGAUGCCCCAAGACUGAAGCUAGGGAUGCUAUUAGAUAACAGCACAUAGAUGUUCUGCCCCAUUUUCGCUCGUGAUGGUACUUUUGGCUCUUUAUUAUGCCACUAGAAGGGAUGUUCUAUCCCCGGGCCACUGGUACUCUUUUGGGUGGAGGCAAGUCUGGUGCAUGGCUCCCGGAACUCAUGGACAUGCUUAUAUGCCAUCUCAUGACCUUACUGCUAAUCCCUCAACCAACUUGUACAUAAGCUCUUUGUGACUUUUUUUUUUUUUUUCUUCAGUGAAAUGUCAAGAUAAAUCUAAAAUAUCAGUU